AAUACCAAAAUUCUUACCAAUCACACCCAUAGCCGUAGCGUUGGCACACUGACUUCCCGGAGAACCGAAGCUGAGAGAAGAGGAGGCGAUUCUGAUUUGAUUCAAGGGCAGGCAGAGAUGGGCGGAGGAAUGGAGGCCAAUAAAAAUCGUUUUGUGGAGGAUUGGGCUACUGCAAGGGAGAAUCUCGAGUACAACUUCCGCUGGACCCGCCGCAACCUUGCCCUCGUCGGUAUCUUCGCCGUCGCCGUCCCCGUCCUCGUCUACAAAGGCAUCAUCAAAGAAUUUCAUAUGCAAGACGAGGAUGCAGGAAGACCCUAUAGGAAGUUCUGGUUGUCGAAAUGAAAAGUAAGGAAUCAUCAUCCAUUUAUCCAUCUAAUAAAUGUGGCUCAACUUGAAGACAUGUACUCUUCAGACCCAUUCGGUAUCAUUUUCCAAAAUUUCAAUCGUUUUUAACAUUAUUAUCGACUUGUUUGGGUGAUCUUGUAUUAGAUAAUUAAACUGACUGUUGUUUUCAAAGCAUCUCCGUUGUAUUAGACAAUCUCCAACCACAUAUUAACACUGUGGGUUUGUUUGCUUAGUAUUUUUGAAUGAAUUUGGUUUUUCAUUUUUUU
Messenger RNA from Andrographis paniculata, 611 nucleotides. RefSeq lists its product as uncharacterized. The coding region runs from base 118 to 342 and encodes 74 amino acids. NCBI's taxonomy places the organism in Eukaryota, Viridiplantae, Streptophyta, Magnoliopsida, Lamiales, Acanthaceae. The transcript is spliced from 2 exons. The record is from RefSeq and is a predicted model, not a curated record.